This is a messenger RNA of Acinonyx jubatus (cheetah), 3052 nucleotides long. RefSeq lists its product as uncharacterized. The transcript is spliced from 13 exons. The record is from RefSeq and is a predicted model, not a curated record. Gene Ontology annotation, cellular component: Golgi apparatus; plasma membrane. Lineage: Eukaryota; Metazoa; Chordata; Mammalia; Carnivora; Felidae. Bases 1490 to 3052 code for a protein of 520 amino acids. Gene Ontology annotation, biological process: activation of protein kinase B activity.
GGUGGGAAGAAGCUGGGGGAAGCUCUCAGAACUCUCGCGAGAGCCGGCGCACAACACCCUCGCUCCUUUCUCCCCUGCACGCGGGCCGCGUGGUGCUUGCAGUUAGUGUCCGGACGGGAACAGGCAGCGGGAGUCCGCAGAACUCUCUGGCUGCCUUCCUCAAAGAGUCCAGGAAGCCGAAAGCCCCUGAGCGGGUGGACACCGUGGAGCCAGGCCGGGCGUAAAGCGCGGCUCCCUGCCGUGAGAACUGCUUCUGCGCGUGCAAAAGGAGGAAACGUGGCUGGGCCGCUGUUCAAGACCCAGUGAACUUGAAAUGAGAAGAGAGGGAGCUGCCACUUCCUGGAAUGCAACAGAUACCGAAACUGCACAUCAUAUUCUUUCCGUGGUGCCCAGCUGCAGAAGUCCAAGUACCCACAGGUGUUGGGAAUUACAUGCACGGAGCCCUUAGUCUGUUCCCUGACAUAUAUGAAGUGCUCAAGAAAUAUUCAUAUGAGAUUUUGACCAUGCAGUGGAGUGGGACAGGGUAACUCUUUUAAGUGAGGGCUGAAACAAUUCUCCUUCUUUCUGAUGUGCACUCAGGACCUGAGCAUGGACAAGAAAUACAGAGAAAGUUCCAUGGGUAUGAAACAAGCAAAAGACUGCCACAGGAAGCAAUUCUGAGCUGUAGCAGAAAAGAAGUGUUCUUAUUAACACAGAAAACAAAGGAGAAAAUGUUCCAGUGGAACAGAAACUACAUUUCAUGUAUGUUUAGGAGGAUAUCAGACUUACGGUGUGUGUCCCUACUUGGACUGCUAGGAUUUGGGUCCCCUGGUGUCCCAUGGAGCAGAAUGACUGUGGACUUGUGUCUUCCAGGCUUCCUGAGCACAUCAGCCUUCGAAAGCAGAUCACAGCUGAAAGCCUGUCCUGGAGCUCUCAUCCAGCAAAUUGUUAAAAGAGUUCUCAUCUCUAAAGACUGGAGUCUCAUCUCUCCAGGUGCUAGAAUCCUGCUUACCUGUAGGCAAAUCAUGACAUAGAUGGCAACGAAUGCUCAAACUCCUGAUCCUUCUCCAAUUGAAUUGCACCUGUUGAGAAGUCCUGAUAUUUUUGUUUGGAUUCUCUCAUGCUGAUCAUUUGCCUGAACCCCAGACAGAGAGGCAGUCUGCAGAGCUAAAGCAGAGAGAAUGGAUUGGAAAAAUUCAGAGCUCGGGAGAGACCUGUGAAGGUCAAGACUUGAAGAGCAGUGGGUCCUGAGUGCCUAAAAGUUGCCGCCAAUAAGAGGAGAAAGACGUUCACUUCUUGUUAGUAAAGAAACAAUGGCACCAUUCACUUAUUUCGGAGUUCUGUCUGGAGCUGUUCGUGAAGUCAGAAGGAAGAGUUCUGUGGAAGAUACGAUAGAAGAGAGAAUUGUAUGGUUGCUCUUUCUACUAGAUGGGCUGCCUGGUGGAGUAGAACCGAGAGCGAGCGUAAUUAUACAGGUUGCAGGUAUAAAGGGCAGUGAACAGGCAGAAAAAUGUUUCUGGUAGCUUGUGACACCGGCAGUUCAAGAAUGGACAGAAACCAUGGGAAAUACAUCGUGAAUGUCGAACAUUCUGAAAACCAGCCGUCAUUCCUGAACCUAAGAAACCAUGAAGCUCACAGAUCAGCAUGUCAAUUUCCAACAUCAACCGAUGUGACUGGUGAUGUAACUGUGACUGGUACUGAUUUAACUGGUGCCUGCACUGACACAGGGACCCUUGGACACUCAGCAUUUCCAAACAGAGAAUUCCAACAUUGUCAGGUGACACAAAAUUUCUUCACCGACUGGUCUCUUUGGAAGAUCUUCCUGGCUUGUCUCUUAGCCUGUGCUAUAACAACAACAAUUGGAGUACUCAUAGAGUGCCUGGUGUAUGAUGGGAAGAAUAAUAAUACCUCCAUUGUUAUUCAGCUUCCUCAAAACCACGGGACAACCUCAUCUACUAGUUCUGAAACUUUAGUUCCUACUGCGAUAACAGAUUCUACCAGCACGUCUGAUUCAACUACCAUCACUAUGACCACUGCUAGCACUUCAAGAGAACCAACUAGUACAAAAACCAUUGCUUCUACUGACACUCUCACUGCAACUUCUCCCACUUUUACUGAACUUAAAACGACGGCAGGAACAAGAAAUUCAGCUAAACCAAAUACCACAAUGACUGCCAGCAAUGCUACUGAGGCAAAAACAACAAAGACCACUCCUCUUGCUUCUGCUGAACCUGCAGCCACAGCAACAGUCACUGAUUCACUUCAACCCACUACCACAAAGAUUACCGGCACAACCACUGAGCCUACAACCACCACAGCCACCGCUACUGCCUCUACAGAACCUACAACCACCACAGUCACCAGCCCUCUCUCUUUCAAACCCACAAUCACCACAGCGGCCACUACCUCAUCUGAACUGACUACUACAGAAACUUCCAGCACUAACACUGAGGCUAGAAUCACCACAGCUGCCAUUAUAAUGUCUGCGGUACCUACAACCCCCGAGGCCACUGCUAUAACUGCUACCAAACCUACCACCUCCAAGGCUACUUCUACAAUUUCUACUGAAACUGCUAUCACCAUGGCCACCACGACUUCUAACAAGCCUAUGACCACCGCAGCUACCAUUACAACCUACUGUGGUACCACUGAAGCUACAGCUGCCACAGCCACCACUGUAACUUCUGUGGAACCUGAAACCACCAUGGUCACAACUGCAACUUCUAUGGAACCUACAACUACAAUGGCCGCCAUUACAACCACUUCUGAACCUACAAUCGCCCAGCCACCACUGUUGUCUCUGCUGAACCUAACUGACUACACAAUAACUGCUAGCACUACCACCGAGGCCACAACUAACACAGCCACUACAACCUCUACUGAACCUACAACCACCACGGCCAUGACUACAACUUCUACCAAGUUUACAACCCCUACAGCCACCACUGUUGUCUCUACUGAACCUAGAGCCACCACACCAGCCACCACAGCAUCUGAACUGAUCACCGCAGUAACUGCCAGCAAUACCACUGAGGCUACAACCGUCACGGCCACUGCUACCACUUCUGCCUAA